Messenger RNA from Fusarium musae, 807 nucleotides. RefSeq lists its product as uncharacterized. Gene Ontology annotation, molecular function: methyltransferase activity. NCBI's taxonomy places the organism in Eukaryota, Fungi, Ascomycota, Sordariomycetes, Hypocreales, Nectriaceae. The transcript has 5 exons. Bases 1 to 807 code for a protein of 268 amino acids. The record is from RefSeq and is a predicted model, not a curated record.
AUGCUAAUCACCCAAGAUCUUCAACAUAACCUGUUUCUGCUCACUUUCGACGAUAAACUCGGCUUAUCACCGCCAAACAAACCAGAUACCAAGGUUAAGCAUGUUCUGGAUGUCGGGACAGGCACUGGCAUCUGGGCUAUCGAUUAUGCGGAUGAGCACCCUGAAGCUCAGGUAACGGGGGUUGAUCUUUCGCCAAUCCAACCAGACUUCGUCCCACCGAACGUGAACUUUGUUAUCGAUGAUAUUGAGGAUGAAUGGACUUACAGUCAGCCAUUUGACUAUAUCCAUAGUCGUGUCAUGACAUCUUGCAUUGCAGACUGGGGCGAUUAUCUCAAGAAGUGUUUCGGCAACCUUGUCCCUGGUGGCUAUCUGGAGGUCCAAGAAGUCGACGUAAAUAUGAAGUCAGAUGACGGCAGUCUCCGCCCGGAUAACAUCAUGCUUAAGUCUCUUUCCCUGCUGAAUGAAGCGUCUGUUAUGUUCGGCCGACCAUACCUUGAUAUCCUUUCUCUCGUGGACAUCAUGAAAAACAUCGGCUUUGAGGAUGUUGUUGUUGAGAAGUUCAAGUGGCCCAUUAAUCCCUGGCCCCGAGACAAGAAAGCCAAGCUACUUGGAAGUUGGUGCUAUACCAACAUGGCUUGCGGUCUUGAAGCGUUCACGAUGGCACCAUUGACUCGUGCUCACGGAUGGACACCCGAGGAAGUCAAUCUCUGGCUGGUCCAUCAGCGGAAGGCGAUGGCUGAUAGAAACACUCAUGCCUACUGGCCGCUCUAUUCGAUCUAUGGAAAGAAGCCAUCAAAGGAGAACUAA